UUUCCCUGCUCGAGGUGCAUUGUGGGGAGGAAAGUCGUUGCCAUUCGACCUCUGCGGGGCCUGCGCGGACGCAGCGAGAACCCUCAAAUUCAUUAUGCCUUUAAAACCUUUAUUUAUUUCCGCAUAACCUACAUACUCUCACCGGGAGGGCCAGGCGGAGAAAAGAAGCGACGACGGUCCAUCUCUUUCGGGAAGAUACGGCGCUCACAAGUACAUAAUUCUCGUGUCGGAGGAGGAUACAGUUGAGAAAGUGAAGAUUCAGAUAUAUAUUGAGAAAAAUGUCCGGUGAGAGAAACCGCAGGUCGCUGGCUUUCCGAGGAGGUGGAUUGGCUGGGUUAACGGGCUCCAGCGGCAUCGGUGGGGGGAACUGUAACAGCUGGGAGGCCCCGGCCUGUCAAGACCGACAUUUUAACGGGAACAGGCCGGAUCAGGAGGAGGACAGGGAUCUGGGGGCGAGAGGACCGUCGCAGAAGCGAGGAGUGGAGGGCGCUGGGUCUGUCAGCGACAGCACGGAACCCGAGGCGGAGGAAGAAGAGGACCCGGAAGGGGGCAGCUGGGCAGCCGGGGACGGCGACGAUCGCGUCGGCUCGGUGGUGGAAGCGGCGAACGGGUCCCGGGAGGGGAGCAGUUGGACGGAGGGGAACGGUCCCAGCAGCGCCGACGGCCCGGAUAGUGGAAGCGGGGCGAGGGGGGGCGCCGAGCCGGGAUCCAGGAAAUCUGGGGUAGAGAUGAGACCGCAGACGCUGCUUCAGAAACACUCACUUUUUCACGCUUCGUGGUUGCAAGAAUUUCCAUGGCUGAAAUUUUGCCAGGAGACGGGACUCAUGUCUUGCUCCUGGUGUCACAACAUUGCCACUAAAAACAGCGACGAGCUGGUGAAAGGGAGUCGCAACUACAAGCGGGCCUUGCUGCUGAGACAUCACCUGUCUUCUGAGCACGGGAGAAAUGACCCCACCAAACAGGAGACGGUGAGGCCCUCGGACAGUGCCAGCCCCUCCACUAACUGCUCAGAGGAAGACUACCGCAACAAACCCAAUGAGAACUCCUACUGUUACCAGCUCCUCCAGGAGUUGGACAAGCAACGCAAAAGUGGAAUCCUCUGUGACGUCAACAUAGUCGUCUCAGGCCAGGUGUUUCGUGCACACAAGAACAUCCUGGUUGCGGGCAGCCGCUACUUUAAAACCCUCUACUGUCUGACCAAGAGUGAGGCCCAGGACCAAGCCACGGUCACACACCUGGAUGUCGCUGCUGUGCAGGGCUUCUCGGUAAUCCUCGACUUUCUCUACUCCGGGAAUCUGCUGCUCACAAGCCAAAAUGCCAUUGAAGUGAUGUCCGUUGCUAGUUACCUCCAAAUGACAGAGGUUGUACAGUCGUGUAGGGCUUUUAUAAAAGAUGCUCUGAAUAUCAGCAUCAAACAGGAGGCUCCUGAUUCUGUCGUGGUGGACUAUAACAAAAGGCAGAUGGUGGCCAAAGAGGGACAGCGGGGGCUGGACCGCAAACCAAGCAACUUUUGGGCCACGAGCAUCCUGUCGAAGCUGUCCAUCAAGGCCAGCACCAACCAAGGAAAGGAGGCCAUGGAGGAAGAUGACGAAACUGGCAGGGUGAAGGAGGAGACCAGUGAUAUAGAAGUGACAGUGGCGGGGGGUGAGGGCUGUGCCCUGGUGACCCCCGGAACCUCUGGUAGUUGGACCCACAAUGACAACUCAUCCGAUUCAGCAGAGACCAAUGAAACGCGAACAGCGAGUGGCCAGACGCAGGUCUUCGUCUGGAACGAGCCGGCCACAGGUGGCACCGCCGUGGCACCCGCAGCGAUAAAACGAGAGGCACCGGACGCCGCGGCUGGAAGUGGGAGGAGGAAAAAGCAGACCACCACGCGACGAUUUGUCUACAACUUCCCACCAGAGCCAGAAGAAGGAUUUGACGAGGGCAUGUUUAUUCAGCCCUCUGCCUCCUACCCCAGAGAAGACUUCUCCUCCCUCUCCGAAAAUGCCGAACUGGCCAAUCAGAUCCAGUAUAGCAUCAUCCAAGACUUACAGCAAGGGGAGUCCUGGGAGAAUGGCGAGUCCGCACACCUAGCCCUCAAUAAGCUUAAGUGCCCGCACUGUAACUACAUCGCCAAGCACCGGCGCACGCUCAAGAGGCACCUGAUCAUCCACUCGGGUGUGCGCUCCUUCAGCUGUGACAUCUGCGGCAAGCUGUUCACCCGCCGUGAGCACGUAAAGAGACAUUCCCUGGUGCACAAGAAGGACAAGAAAUACAAGUGCAUGGUGUGCAAGAAGAUCUUCAUGCUGGCGGCCAGCGUGGGCAUCCGCCACGGCUCGCGGCGCUACGGCGUGUGCGCGGACUGCGCCGACUCGCACCAGGCCACCCAGGAGGGCCUGGAGGGCAUGGAGUUUCCCCGGGACGAAGACUUUGACGGGGAAGAAGGGGAGGAGGCGGAGGGGGAGGAACCCAACGACAACGACCAAUCAAAUUGGGGCGAGGGCAACGCUGGUGCUGCCCCGGAGGAGGACUGAGAAAUUUAACAAGCUUGAGAAACAACAAUUAAACAGAGAGAGAAAAAAAAAAACAAAGGUUGAUGUUUAAUAUAUUAUGUAUACAAAAACUAGCUGGUAAACAAUCAACUCCAAAGUGCUAUCAAACCUUGAGGUUACUUAAUUGUGCAAGUAUAUGACAAAGAUGGAUUUUUAAAAAGAGCUUUGUUAGAGUGCAAACUCCAAGAUGUACAGAUUUUAUUAUGUGUCCAACUCUGGGUCCUGCGCCCACAAGAGACGAUUCUAACGACGAAUAAUAUGAUGAAUCAGGUUUUUUGGUGAUGUAUUUUUAUUUUUAUUUCCUGUUUUUUUUUUCUUUUUUUCGGGCAAAGUUGGGCAGGGUGUUUUUAGUUUCUGUGUUGAGAUAGGCCAAUCAUCUAAACAAAGAAAUGUUAAUUAUUUAAUUUAUGAAAAGAGGUUAUUAUGGUCUUAUCAAAUGGUCUAAUUUUUAUUAUUUUGUGUGUGAGCGGAGCUGCAGUGACUGUUGCAGCUGCCCUCGGCUCACGCUUCACUCUGAAAGUAUACUGCUUGGUGCUUGUAGAAGUACACAGAAGAAGAGCAUUAUUGUCCACAGGAAGAUUUUAUUUUGCUCUGUAGAUCUUCUUUAGAUGCGCUAAAUAUAUUUUCUUUUUCUUUUUCUUUUUUUUUUUUUUUUUUCUUUCCCUGCACAAAUCUUGGAACCAAAAAAUCUGUUUUGUGACUCUGAUGUAUCGCAGCCAUAUUUAUGAUUAAUUUAAGAGCGCUGUGAUAUUGUGCCAAACAGACCGCACACCAAGAUUGAGCAGGAAACAAGAACUACUGAAUACGCUUAAGAGAAAAAAAAAAUAAAAAUAACACGUUGGGUUUGUUGUUGAGUGUUGGGGGGGAGAUAUGAAUAAAAAAAGAGAGAAAGUACAAGGGGAAAUGUUAUUGCUAGCUUUAUACAAAUCACAGCGUCACAGUAACACUUUAUUAUUAUUAAAACAGAAGCAUUUGACUUUCACUUAAAGCUUGAAUUUUGCCAAAUGAUGAAACGUUUGGUGCUGUAAUGCUUGUUGCAGAAUACUGGACCUACAGGCUAUAUAUGAUGUUUAUAAUCAUAAAGCUUAAACUGACUCAGUUAUGCAUAUGUAAUCAGCUUAAACUAUAGAACACUGUUAUGCUACGGCGACUAUCAGGUAUGCUUUGCCAUUAUUUUUAAGCUUUUUAUUUUAUUUAAUGCACACACACACACACACAGACACACACAUGAACAUACCAUUUUGUAGAACUACCGGCAGUACUUGUAAUUGACAUUUUGAGGACCUAAGCGGACAUCAUUACAUGUAUGCGUUUGUUUAUAUUUGGUACUGAGGUUUUAAAGUAAAUACAGUAUAAAUAUAUAUAUUUUGAAUCACUUGAACGUAGGCUGCGAGGGAGGAGGAGGAGUGCAGAAAUCAUGAUGUGUGUGAUGUUUUAAAAAAAAGUCUAAGAGAACUCCAUUUUUCAUUUGUUGAAAAGGCAAAACGUCAUCGGUUUUAAUUUGAUACGAGUUUGUUUUGUUUUGACUUUUUUUUUUUUGUUAGGUCUGCCAGGUAGAAAACACUUUGUUCCACAAAAAGUGAAGCUCUAUGGCACCUCAUAGACAUGCACUUAACUUUUUGCGUUCAUGAAAAGAAAUUUCUUUUUAUGUUUCUGUGUUUCCCCAAAAGCGGGUCUGAAUGGAACUAUAUGAAAACUGUUGUCUUUCUUCCAAUGCGCAACUUUUUUUUUUAUUAUUACUAGACGUUCUUUUUGUUUCUCUUUUUUUUUGUUAUUUAAUAUUAUUAUAUUGACUCCAAAAUGCAAUCAAGACUGUUAAUUUCUAUUUGUCCAACCAAAAUUGUUGUUUUUAAUUAUUGUUGAAAUAUAAUGUAUGAGAAGAAGCCAGGUGAAUACUUGCUUAGUGUAGAAGAUCCUUGCUCGUGUCUGUAAUUGUUGCGAUUUUUACGUGUUUUUAUGCUCCAGAAUCAUUCACUUUACCCUCGAGACAUGUUCGGUUUAAUUUUUUUUUUUUGUCCUUUCCACAGAUGUUACCUUUUGCUCCUUUGUUCUUUCAUUAAGCACAUAUUUCCUAAAAGAAACACGGGAUUGUUUGCGGGUUAAAACCUUGGGAACAGCAGUAUAUCUGUUCGUAUGCAGUGGAUUAUACAGUUUAACGUGCUGAAGCUCUGAGGAGACGGAAGACGUGUGAUUUCCCCUUUACGCUCAGUGGAAGAAGAUAUAUUUUAAAUCAUAGAGAUAUUCAUCCUCUUCGUGUCACUUUUACCUUCAGAUCACUGUGGGCGGGGUUAUAGUGCGGAUAUAUAUAUAUAUAUAAGUUGAGAAUAUAUGAGAUAAAUAUAUAUAUAUAUGAAGAAUAUAUUAUUUAAGUAGUGGAUUUACUUCAUGAAACACAUCGACAGUCAGCUACAAACCUCUGGAGAUGAGGGUUUGUUUCCGUGAACCUAACCUUUCCACUUUCUCUCUCUCUCGCUCUCUGUUCACGCUGUGUGCUUGUCCAUCACACCAUCCUGUUGUCUCGUUUGUUCUUUUGAUACUAUUUACCAUCCUACUGAUUUUACUGUAAUGAAUGAAACUCAAAAACUAUGAUGUAUCAUUUUAGAUUUUAUGCUGUAUUUGUUAUAUGGACAAGAAGAAAGAAAAAAAAAAACCACACAAAAAAAAAAUAACAAA
This is a messenger RNA of Salarias fasciatus (jewelled blenny), 5207 nucleotides long. RefSeq names its product zinc finger and BTB domain-containing protein 10-like. Gene Ontology annotation, molecular function: DNA-binding transcription factor activity, RNA polymerase II-specific; RNA polymerase II cis-regulatory region sequence-specific DNA binding; protein binding. The record is from RefSeq and is a predicted model, not a curated record. The transcript is spliced from 5 exons. Lineage: Eukaryota; Metazoa; Chordata; Actinopteri; Blenniiformes; Blenniidae. Bases 279 to 2516 code for a protein of 745 amino acids. Gene Ontology annotation, biological process: regulation of transcription by RNA polymerase II.